This is a messenger RNA of Bubalus bubalis (water buffalo), 3052 nucleotides long. It is a transcript of the gene ZNF329, whose product is annotated as zinc finger protein 329. Lineage: Eukaryota; Metazoa; Chordata; Mammalia; Artiodactyla; Bovidae. Gene Ontology annotation, molecular function: DNA-binding transcription repressor activity, RNA polymerase II-specific. The record is from RefSeq and is a predicted model, not a curated record. Bases 479 to 2095 code for a protein of 538 amino acids. The transcript has 3 exons. Gene Ontology annotation, biological process: negative regulation of transcription by RNA polymerase II.
CAUGCUCAUUCGCAGGAACAUGGCCGCCGCCGUGGCCGGCGCUGCCGACCUACCGAGGGUGAGUUCGCCGCGCCGCUCGUUCUUUAGCGCCGCGGCUUCCCCUCGAGGGUGGGGUGUCUGUGGCGGGGGCGGUGUCUGCUGGGCUCGAGUGGCUCAAGAGCGACGCGUCAGCCGGCGGCAGUGAGGACGCCCGUGUGUAUGUACAUGCCCCUCUCCUGGAGGUGAGGACGCCCCCUCCUUCUGCAAGUGAGGAUGCCCCCCGGCCGGUGUGGACGCUCCCCUGCGAGUCUGGAAGCGCCUCUGCGGGUGUGGACGCCCCCUCUCCUGAGAUGUCAAGAACCAUGCAGAUGGCAUCAGACAGCUGCAGUCUAGCAACCGCUGAUGUUAAACAUCCAGUCGUCGGGAUUAAAUGAAUUCUUCUGCAGGGUCAUAGAGACUGGGGGAAAAGCUCUUCAGAGCCCGGGACAGAAGAUUGAAAAUGACAGCUUGGAAUGUGCUUGAGGAAGGACUGUCCUGCGACAUGGAGAUGGAGGCAUUCGCGAGAAAGGCUCCUCGCCUUUCUACUCCAGGGGCCAGCUGGGACUCUGAGAACCCAGAGGGACGUUCGAGGCGAUCAGCCUUAACUCAGGAGGAGCCAGGGGCCCGGGAGGCAGCUUCUGAACAUCCUGGGUUUAGGAAGCAUUUGAGUGUGAGCGCAGAUCUUCCACAAGGUCAGAGAGUUCCUGCAACAAACGGUUUCCGUGUAGGUGGCUCAGAUGUUAAAAGUCUGAAUUGUGACCCAGCUUCACAUGAUGCUCAGAAAAGCUACACAGCUAAGAGAACGGGUGACAGGGACUCCUGUGGGAAAGCCUUCAGCCAUUCCAUGGAAGUGACUCAGUUUGGAAGAACUCAGACCCGAGAGAAGCCUUAUAGAUACCCUGACAGUGUUAAGUCUCUCAACCACUUUACCCCUCUAGGCCAACAGAAGAUCAUGACACGAGGGAAGAAACUGUAUGAAGGCGAGGACUUUGGGGACCUUUUUACCCUGAGUCCAUCUCUUAGUGAAAGCAGGAGGAGCAGCCCUGGAGAGAAAUUGUAUAAAUGUACCGAAUGCGGCAAGUGCUUCAAGCGGAACUCUUCUCUUGUCUUGCAUCACCGAACUCACACUGGGGAGAAGCCUUACACUUGUAAUGAGUGUGGAAAGUCCUUCAGCAAGAACUACAACCUAAUUGUGCACCAAAGAAUCCAUACAGGAGAGAAGCCCUACAAGUGCAGUAAAUGCGGGAAGGCCUUCAGUGACGGGUCAGCUCUGACACAACACCAGAGAAUUCACACCGGAGAGAAACCUUAUGAGUGUCCGGAAUGUGGGAAAACCUUCAACCGAAAUUCGUCCCUGAUCCUCCAUCAGAGGACUCACACGGGGGAGAAGCCAUACCGAUGUAACGAGUGUGGGAAGCCUUUUACAGACAUCUCCCACCUCACCGUGCACCUCAGGAUCCACACUGGCGAGAAGCCCUAUGAAUGCAGCAAAUGUGGAAAGGCCUUCCGAGACGGCUCAUACCUCACCCAGCACGAGAGGACUCACACUGGAGAGAAGCCCUUUGAGUGCACAGAAUGCGGGAAGUCCUUCAACCGCAAUUCCCACCUCAUUGUGCAUCAAAAGAUUCACUCCGGGGAGAAGCCCUUCGAGUGCAAAGAGUGUGGGAAGACUUUCAUCGAGAGCGCGUACCUCAUCCGGCACCAGAGGAUUCACACGGGCGAGAAGCCCUACGGCUGCGACCAGUGCCAGAAGCUGUUCAGGAACAUCGCUGGCCUCAUCCGGCACCAGAGGACUCACACUGGCGAGAAGCCCUACGAGUGUAACCAGUGCGGCCGGGCCUUCAGGGACAGCUCCUGUCUGACCAAGCACAGGAGGAUCCACACCAGGGAGACGCCGUACCAGUGCCCAGAGUGCGGCAAGUCCUUCAGGCAGAACUCUCACCUGGCGGUGCACCAGAGACUGCACAGCAGGGAGGGCCCCGGCCACUGUCCCCAGUGUGGGAAGGCAUUCCGGAGAGGCUCCGCCCUCGUCCGGCACCAGAGCUCGCACCCCGGCGAGCAGCCCGUGGGCGUGUAGUGAACGCGGCCACACUCGCCCACGGGCUCUCAGACACCUCCGUGUGGGAGGAGGGUCUCCCGGGCUGGCUCCUCCCUGUCAGGGGCAAGCACUUCCCUGAGCCCUGCAGUGAACCGACAGAUGUGAGAUGUUCCUGAGCCACAGUUUGGUCUGUAGGUUCGGGAACUCCUGAAGAGAAUACAGGAUGGUGAUAGACAUGGUGACGUCGUCAUGGAUGAGGCCACCUGCCCCACGUGUGACAGUGCACACACGUGACGACACACACACUGGAGUAAAGCCUGUGCUCCCCUGGAGAAGCCACCUGCCCACACGUUGGAAUCCUGGAACCGCAAGGCUCUUCUGUAAUCAGGGUGAGGAGUCCUUGACAGGGAGUGUUUGCCUCACAGUCAGUAGGCAGACUCCUACUAGAGCCCAGUGAGGGAGACUUGGCUGGGGCCCUUACAUGCUUUAUCUGCAUCAGCAAAAGCCUACACACGACUACACCCUGCAGGGACUGCAGAGUUACAGCAGAUCACUGUUUGAAUGGACUCCCAUGUUACUGUCCUGCCAGGUGCUGUGGACUCGUUUCAGCAGGGGCAGCUGGGUGAGGAAGUUGCUUGUGAAUGAACAAUGAUGUUUCUUCUAAGAGGAGACUGAGUAGAUUCCUCCAAGAGGGAAGGGGCUGCUGCUGAGAAACGCGAGGCAUUGCUCUAGUUGUUGAGCCAAGCAAACAGAAAACACUGAGUUGUCAUGUUUAUGUUGUCACCCCUCAUUGUUCAUGUGGGACACGGGAUUUGUGCAGCCAUGCCGAAUCAUAACGAUAAAGAUUUUGUUGUUGUAUUGAAAAUACUUAUAAUAUGGCCAGCAACUGAAAGCAUAAAAUAGAUUUGCAUUGCUGUAGCCAUGUAAAGGCACGCACACAUACAGAUGUAGGUUGGAAGUUGAUCACAGAGAAAUAAACGUGGUUUUUCUAAGGGA